AUGUUUGUUGUUUGCCAGAAAUGCAUCCAGGCAUUUAGAGAGAAGGGAGACGACUCUGCAGUCAUUGGACCCAGUUUCAUAAAAACUGGAUUUUCAAACUGGAGGAAGGCGCUCGAAAGAUUCCGCGGCCACGAAAAAAGUCGCUACCAGGUCGAAUCCGUUGCGUAUCUCGAGACGAAAAAGAAAGGCUUGGUCGUUAUUGGACUCCUCACCAAGCACGCAAGCAGGCAGCAAGAGGAAGCACGAGCUGCGCUGCGCGUGAUCAUCAGUUCGGUGCGAUACCUUUGCACCACUGGCCAGGCUUUGCAAGGGCGCGCCAAACAAGAAGGUAACUUGAUCGAGCUCCUGGAAGAACGAUCAGACAAUAUACCUGCGCUAAGGAAGUGGCUGACUCGAAGAGACAAAUGGCUAAGUGGGGAAAUCCAAAAUGAGAUGAUUGAAAUCAUGGCGCAAAUGCUCCAGCAUGACCUCAGCACUGCGAUAAAGGCGAGUCUCUUUUUCGGAAUCAUUGCUGAUGGAACGACCGACGUGACGGGAGACGAGCAGUUCACGCUAUGUUUGCGUUGGGUGGAAAGAGGGUCAAUGAAAGUGCACGGAGAUUUCAUCGGCGUAUACAAUCCACCCGACACAAAGUCAGAAACACUUUUCAGUGCCGUGAAAGACAUGAUUGUACGUCUGGGCUUUAGCUUUGACAAACUGCGAGGAAUGUGCUUUGAUGGAGCUGCAAACAUGUCAGGUCGAUUUUCUGGAGUGCAAAAAAGGAUUGCUGAUGUCCAGCCAAAGUCAGUGUACAUUCAUUGCAGCAACCACUCCCUCGAUCUGGCCCUACAAGAAGUCGGCCGUGGCAAUGAAUUGGUUGCCGAUGCCCUAACAACUGUGAAAGACGUUUCAAAUAUCAUCCUGGAUUCAGCAAAGAGGAAAAGUGCUUACAGCAACAUCGUUCUUCCUUCCGUGGGGGAAAAUUCGGAUCGUGGUCCACCGCCAGCCACCCUGCUUUCUUUGUGUCCGACACGAUGGGUGGUUCGGGGGAAAUCUGUGCAAAGAUUCCUCGAAAAUUACGAACGAGUUCGAGCAACACUUUGGGAAAUCCUCCAAACUCCAGGUUCAGUUCGAGAUGACCGCAAAGCGGCUAUGAGAGGAUAUGAGAAGAUUCUGGGUAAGCUAGAAACAGUCUUUGGAUCAAACGUGGCGAUCGCAGUUUUCGGGCCAUGUGAAGAACUCAUAAGGAGACUGCAAAGCGUUCAUUACAGCGCCACUGGGGCCAGACAAGCUGCGAAGAUCCUUACACAGACCUUAACACAGCUAAGAUCGGAUGUCAGUGUCGAAAGCAUCUGGUAG
Messenger RNA from Ixodes scapularis (black-legged tick), 1338 nucleotides. Its product is annotated as zinc finger MYM-type protein 1-like. NCBI's taxonomy places the organism in Eukaryota, Metazoa, Arthropoda, Arachnida, Ixodida, Ixodidae. The transcript has a single exon. The coding region runs from base 1 to 1338 and encodes 445 amino acids. The record is from RefSeq and is a predicted model, not a curated record.